GACAGCGGGCGCGGCUCUGGGGUGGGGGCUGUGGCCGUGUCUGGCUCUUCAGGUGUGCGGUGCUUAUCCUCCCUGCGCACCUACAGCCGCAGACCGCCGGGGGGCGGGGGAUGCCGGGCUGCCGCAUCAGCGCCUGCGGCCCGGGGGCCCAGGAGGGGACGGCAGAACCAGGGUCGCCGCCGCCGCCCCGGGAUCUCAUGCCGUCCUCUCAGCCCCCGCCCCCAACUCCGACCUUGACCCCUACCCCGACCCGGGGUCAGUCCCCGCCGCUGCCUGACGCAGCCAGGGCUUCGUCAGACGCGGCCGAGGGCCAGGAGCUGCAGCGCUGGCGUCAGGGCGCUAGCGGGGUCGCGGGGCUCGCCGGCCCCGGAGGGGGCUCUGGCGCGGCGGCGGGGGCGGGGGGCCGCGCGCUGGAGCUGGCCGAAGCACGGCGGCGGCUGCUGGAGGUGGAGGGCCGCCGGCGCCUGGUGUCGGAGCUGGAGAGCCGCGUGCUGCAGCUGCACCGCGUUUUCUUGGCGGCGGAGCUGCGCCUGGCGCACCGCGCGGAGAGCCUGAGCCGCCUGAGCGGCGGCGUGGCGCAGGCCGAGCUCUACCUGGCGGCUCACGGGUCGCGCCUCAAGAAGGGCCCGCGCCGCGGCCGCCGCGGCCGCCCCCCCGCGCUGCUGGCCUCGGCGCUGGGCCUGGGCGGCUGCGUGCCCUGGGGCGCUGGGCGACUGCGGCGCGGCCACGGCCCCGAGCCCGACUCACCCUUCCGCCGCAGCCCGCCCCGCGGCCCCGCCUCCCCGCAGCGCUGAUCUCCACGCCCGGACCCCUGGCCACCCCGAGAAGCUUCGCCGAGGUGCCCACCGACCGACUGAUCGCGGACGCCGGCUAGAUGGACUACGGAUCCGCAGGAAGAGACAGUGGGGGGCCAGGGGCCCAGAAGAGGAGGCUGAGGUUCGCUAAAAUUACGGCCUGACUCACAUAACCAGGACAGGAUGUCUGGCAUCUGCUCACCCAGGGAUCCUUACAUAGCAGAACCUAGAGGCUUAACUGCCGACCUGUCACUAAGAUGGUUCGGCCAGGGUGGAACCAGGUGAUACCCUUUAACAGGCCCCAAGGGGGCAGGUAUGGCAUCAGCUUCCAGAAAGGGGGGACUUAAAGAGCCAGAUGUGACGUUAGAUAUGCUUCUCUUCCUGUCCAGAUGCCCUUCAGCCUGCCAUUCCUCUGUCCCCUCUGUGAAUGACCUGGCUACCGCAUUGCUGCUCACCAGCUGAGUUAAUGUCACUCUCACUUAUCAGUCUGCGAAGUGGAUCUCUUAACCUCCCAGAGGGGCUGUGGUGAUGUUAACCCAGGGCAGAGGUCCUUCUUCUUCCUCACUAAAUCAUGGAAAGAUAAUUUAUUUUUUUGUUGUUGUUUGUUUGUUUUGAGACAGAGUUUCGCUCUUGUUGUCUAGGCUGGAGUGCAAUGGUGCGAUCUUGGCUCACUGCAACCUCUGCCUCCCGGAUUCGAGCGAUUCUCCUGCCUCAGCCUCCCAAGUAGCUGGGAUUACAGGCAUGCGCCGCUACGCCCAUCUCAUUUUGUAUUUUUAGUAGAGACGGGUUUUCUCCAUGUUGGUCAGGCUGUUCUCGAACUUCUGACCUCCGGUGAUCUGCCCCCUUCGGCCUCCCAAAGUGUUGGGAUUACAGGUGUGAGCCACUGCACCCGGCUGAUAAUGUAUUAUUUUAACUCACACCUGGAAACAGGCACUGCUUUUGCUGAUAGAGCCAUGAGCUAAUUUAAAGUCCUACUUUUGCAGAGUGGAGAAGGGAUUUCUCAAGGUCAUAUGCCAGUGAGGGAAGAACCAAGGUCCCUGGCCUGUGUGUGCACCUCCCACAGUACCCUGGGCAGGGGCUAGGGAGAGUUGUCCUCUGGAUCCUGUCUGCUUUGUGACUUAGAACAACUCUGCCCCGUCUCUGGGCCUCUUUCCUCAGUCCCUCCUUGAUUCAGGGCUUGGGAAUGGGGUGAAGUGGGGAGGAUGCUUCCUUCCACAGGAAUCUGUGAGGGUCAGGUGGACUGCUCUGACAGGCUGAGGCUUGGGGCCCUUAUGGGACCCUCCCUCAUCAGCCCUUCUCCCUGGAUACCAAACUUUUUGGCUGGUUUCUCGGCUAACAGCAAGGCUUUCCUGAACCCUUUCUUAGCUGGGGAAGGGAGGUUCAGGAGGGUGUCUCAGAGCCUCUGACAAAGGUGGGGAACCCCAGGGAAGUAAUGAAGGGGGCAAUGCCAUCCUCUGGUCUUUCCAGACAGGGAACACCUUCCAAAGCCACUUGGGUCAUUUGGGGUCUAGAGGCUUAGAGAGGACAGGACAUCUUGGAAGGAACUCAGCUCAGGCCUUGGUGGUGGGUUGCAGCCAGGACCGUUUGUUUUCUGGGUUGCAUGGGAGGGGGCACUUGGUCCGGAGAAGCUUUUAGCUAAUGGUGUAAAGUGCUUGGUGCCAUCACAGUUUUGGCUUUCUCCAGGAUUUAUUUGUAAUCAGCUUGUCCUGAUUUGGGGGUGGGGUGGGUGAGUAGAGAAUUAGAGAUGACACUGGCUAGUGUGUGUGUGUGAAGGAGAGGGUAGUAAAUGGAGAUUGGUCCUGGUGUCACAGGCAGCUCUGCCCCCUCCCUCCACUUCCAGAUGUCCCACUGCUCCUCAUCAAGCUUCCUGGCCAGGGCACACACAUGCAGACUUGAACCCCAGCUCCUAGUUAGUGCUGUGUCCAUUACCACAUAGCCAACCAACAAAAGGCACCUUCCCACACCUGCCUGACCAUCCAGGGCCCCCUCGAGACGCUCACCCGUCUGGCUUUAUUCAGGCUGGGUGCGGUGGCUCAUGCCGGUAAUCCCAGCACUUUGGAAGGCCCACGAGGGCCGAUCACUUGAGGUCAGGAGUUCAAGACCAGGCUGGCCGACAUAGUGAAACCCCAUCUCUACUAAAAAUAACAAAAAUUAGCCGAGUGUGGUGGCAGGUGCCUGUAAUCCCAGCUACUCGGGAGGCUGAGACAGGAGAAUUGCUUGAACCUGGGAGGUGGAGGUUGCAGUGAGCCGAGAUCAUGCCACCGCACUCCAGCCUGGGCAAGAGAGCAAGACUCUGUCUCAAAAAAAAAAAGCUCACCCAUCUGGCUCCAUUUUCUUCUUAAUCAGCAAAUAUUGAUAGGGGCUCAGAAAGCAGAGCCAAAUCAGAGGAGGGUCUCUACUUUUAAGGGCUUAUGUCUCCUGGCUCUUUUCCAGGCAGCGUUUCCUGGCUGUCACCAUCCCAGGGGACCCCUUGGGGGCAGAACAGUUUGUUGGAGUCCAGCUCUAGCCUCAGACAGAAGGCUGACCCACCCCUUUUCCCCACAUGACUUUCAGAACACUUUCUUGAUGGCCCCCAGCUCUAGGGACAGGACUGAGUACAGUGAUCUUGGGGGGCCUGUGCAUUGAGGACACUGACGGCCACCAAUGAAUUUAUAUCUCAGCAAAGGGAAAUGAAGGGAACAGGAGCCUUUCUUCAGGCUGGUGCUUGGGGCUGGGAGACCAGUUCAACGUUCUAAUCUGGGACUUGCCCCUCAACUGGAUAACCACGUGGGCGGUGCCACCAGAGGGCAGUGUGGGGCUGCUUUCUCGAGACGAAGGGGGCGUGGCCUGGAGGAGGUUCAGUCCUUUAUUGUUCCUGCCUCCAAUCAUCCCUUUCCCUGGUAGCCCCCGCGCUUCCUAGACCUUGAGCUGCAGGGGUCUGGGAGAACGAGCAGGGUAGUCAUGGUCGGCGCAGUCCUAGAGCGGGAGUGUAGUUCUGGGGAUAGCUUCCUGGGUGGAGUGGGACUAGAGGCCAGAGCUGUGCCCAUCAGCGGCUCCCUAGGGGCGGGAACCCUCUUUGAAAGGGGAGCAAAGGAAGCUCCUUUGGCUGGGCUGAACCUGGAACCCCAGGGAGACCUAUUAGGAAAGACUUCCAGGAAAGACAGGUAGCCCUUGUUGGGGUCACUAUCAGGAUGAAAGACCAGAGUCAUUUUGUAUUCACAGAUUUGUUACAUUAAAUGAUCAGAAUCCAGGGUCCCACGGCCAGUGGUGGCCAGGGUUGCCUCUUAGAGAUGAGGCUGGAGGCACAGAACGUGGCCGAGGUGGUCCAAGCCUGCAGCCGCUCCCCUGUUUGUGGGUUCUUCAAGAACAAUUCGGGUGCUUAGGCUUCUCAGAGCUGAAGGAGAGGCCUGCUGUCAUGAGAGCAGUGCAGGAGGAGGUAUUUGGGAAAGCUUGGAGAUCCCCAACCUACUUCUUCCCCCAUUGGUCCUUGACUGCACCCUGGCCAGGGGCGAUGAGGGAAGGGAAACUUUGGUUCUGGAAUAUUUUUUUUUUUUUUUUUUUUUUUUUUUUGAGACGGAGUCUUGCUCUGUCGCCCGGGCUGGAGUGCAGUGGCGCAAUCUCGGCUCACUGCAAGCUCCGCCUCCCGGGUUCACGCCAUUCUCCUGCCUCAGCCUCCCGAGUAGCUGGGACUACAGGCUCCCGCCACCACGCCCGGCUAAUUUUUUGUAUUUUUAGUAGAGACGGGGUUUCACCGUGGUCUCGAUCUCCUGACCUCGUGAUCCGCCCGCCUCGGCCUCCCCAAGUACUGGGAUUACAAGCGUGAGCCACUGCGCCCGGCCUUGGUUCUGGAAUAUUAACCACCUCCUCUAUGCCAGGCCCCUGAGCACUUUACACCCAUUAAUCUGUUCCAACCCUCCCAAAGUAAAGGUGAUUAUUCCCAUUUCCACAGGUGAAGAAACAGAGAGGGAGGGCGGGUGACUUGCCCAAAGACAUAGGAGCUAUAAGUGAGGGAUCCUUUAAACAUUAGGCCAUAUGGUGAUUCAUUUAUCAGGCUAAAGAGAGGUCCCUUUAGGGGGAUAUCUGGGCUCCCACAUUCAAGGCUGUGUAUAGUGACCCUUGGUCCUUGGGCAUUGGAAGGGACAUGAGAUGCUGGAGGGGUGGCAGAAGGUGCCCCUCCCAGAGUCUGGGCACACCCCAACCUGGCUGGGCCCUGGGGGUGAAUCAGGCUGAGUCAGCAACCUGGCUUCUGACGAGAGUGGGCCAAGGAUGCUCAGGGCUCAAGCCUCCCAAGGGUUUGCCUUGGAGGGCUGCCUCCUCUCCCUGUAGAUCUGGGCUGGCUAACAGGUGAAAUCCCAUCUCUCCUAAAAAUACAAAAAUUAGCCGGGCGUGGUGGCAUGCGCCUGUAAUCCCAGCUACUUGGAAAGCUGAGACAGGAGAAUUGCUUGAACCUGGGAGGUGGAGGUUGCGGUGAGCUGAGAUUGCACCAUUUCACUCCAGACUGGGCAACAAGAGCAAAACUUCAUCUCAAAAAAAAAAAAAAAAAAAAAAAAGAAAAGAAAAAGAAAACUUGAGUAUUAAAUGAGAAGUCAUACUAAGUACCUGGCACAUAGUAGAGAUCCAUAAAUGAUGGAACCAAUUUGCCCAGCCCUGGAGAGGCCGCCAGGAGAGAACCCCCCAGGCGGUGUGGGCCUCUGCUUCUCUAGAGCAUCACCAUAUCAGGAAUCCCUGGAAUGGGCCCUGGGGAACUCCAUAAGGGGAGAAGUGGAGGAGGGGCAGGCUUUUCAUCCCAGGAACAUUCCAUUCUAACUGCUCAGGCUAGGGGAUCCCAGCCAAGGACAAAGGCCCAAGGGAACCUCUGCUUCCCCAGGAGCUCCAUUCCAUACUAUUGCCUCAUGCAUCUUGUCUCCACAAUGCCCCCACCCCCUUCAGGCAGAUUUCAAGUUGAAGGACUUGGGUGGGGCUGGGUGGCUGUGGGAAAGAGGCCAUUAAAGCUCUUGGAAUUAUUCU
Molecule: messenger RNA, 5780 nt
Organism: Symphalangus syndactylus (siamang)
Lineage: Eukaryota; Metazoa; Chordata; Mammalia; Primates; Hylobatidae
Gene: TRNP1
Product: TMF1 regulated nuclear protein 1
Biological process (GO): regulation of cell population proliferation
Cellular component (GO): nucleus
Molecular function (GO): DNA binding
Source: RefSeq, a predicted model, not a curated record